GCUGGCCACUCGGACAGGCUGUCGGACUACCUGCGGCGCUUGGACUUUGACCCCGCGUUCGAGUACCUGCGCGGCUUUACCUUCUCCGAAGCCAUGCUGGGCUACCUGAACCUGUACCUGCUGGUCGGCGCCCCCGUGGCCGUGGUGCUGGCCGUGCUGGAACACGGGCGCGUGCGCUGGCUGCAGGCGUUGGCGGUGGAGAGGCUGCCGGGCCCGGAGGCGCAGCCGCCCCCCGCGACACGGCGGGGGCGCGCGCGGAUCUGUGGACCCUGGCCACGACUCUGGCGUUCGUCGUGUCCCUCGGCUUCUUCCACCUGGAGCUGCCCUUUGCCCAUUACUUCUGCGCCGCCUGCGCCCUGA
Molecule: messenger RNA, 360 nt
Organism: Prorocentrum cordatum
Lineage: Eukaryota; Dinophyceae; Prorocentrales; Prorocentraceae
Source: the annotation of a GenBank genome assembly